Molecule: messenger RNA, 2101 nt
Organism: Cicer arietinum (chickpea)
Lineage: Eukaryota; Viridiplantae; Streptophyta; Magnoliopsida; Fabales; Fabaceae
Biological process (GO): chloroplast avoidance movement; chloroplast accumulation movement
Cellular component (GO): cytosol
Source: RefSeq, a predicted model, not a curated record
UUUCUUAGUAGUUGUGAAUUGGGUAAAGAGUUGAAUCCCUUUGUUAGAAGUAUGAAUAAAAUUAUGUAGUGUAUAAAAGAGAAAUUGAAUGGAGAUGAAGUGAUUGAGAGGAAGAAUGUGUUCCGUAGUACUAGAACCAAAACAAAACCAACCUCUUAUUAUUCCCUUUCACUUGAAAAUUCCGAGGAAGAAGAACCGAACAAGAAUGAUUCUUCUAGCUAGGCUGUACUCCAUGACAAGUUCAUAACAUUGUUUUCUCCGCAACAAUGCAAAACUCAUUACAACUUUCAUACUCUUUUCUUUUCCUUCUUCCCAUUCUCUCUGCCUUUUCCUCCUCAAACUUAUAACAGCAACCAGAUUAUAAGCUGAAGAUUUAGUGGGUUUUGACUUUCUUGAGACUCUUGUUGGUACAUAUAUACAUACAAUAUUUUUCACAAAACCAUGGUCGGUGAAAUUGAUACUACAUCAAUUGAACCUGUCCAAAAUGCCAUCUCUUUAUUUGACGAUAGAGGUGAUCACAUGAAAUUUCUACCUACAAGAAAUAAGCGUGACUAUGAAAAAGAGAUUGAGAAUUUGACUAGAGAAUUGACCAACUACAAGGCGCAAUUAGAGGUGAAGAAUGCUGCGCACAUGAAAGCACUUCUUAAACCAGAACAAAGCCAAAAGAUGAUUCAUGAAUUGUCUACUUUGUUGAAAAACUCUGAUAUUGAAAGAAACAAAUAUGUGAACGAAUGUUCGGAGGGUAAAGCUAGCAAAGACGAGCUUGAAUCAAUGACAAAAGAGAAGACUGAUCUUAAAUUAGAAACUGUGAAAGUUCGGGAUCAGCUUUCGCAUGUUUUGAGUGAAUUGAAAGCCACACAAAGAGAGCUUCUUAACAAAGAUACUGAGAUUUUUGCUGCUAGAGAUUCUGAAUCAAACGCUUUGACAAAGACAGAACAGUUGGAAAAUGCCUUGAAGAUGGAAAAGGAAAAGAAAGAAGAACUAUUGCAUCAAGUAAAUGAGCUUAAUGAAGUUAUUCAUAGGUCAAAACUUGCUGCUAUUAAAGCUGAGAAACAAAAUAUUGGUAUUUUGUCUCAGAAAAAUGAAAAAAUUGAGUUAGCUACAAAAGAUAAUGCUCAAGCACAACAAGAGUUGAAAGAUAUGAGAAAACAUAUAGAACAAAAGGAAACAAUAAUUUCAUUUGAUAAUUCUUCUACCAAUGUCAUAAAUGAAUCAAACAAGUUAAACUUGGACAUUGAACUCAAGGAAAAGUUAGAAUUGGAAUUAAAUCAGUUACAAAGUGAACUUACAAGUGCAAAGGAGGAGAUAAAUGAAUUAAAUAUUAACAAAGAAUCAGUCACAAAUGAGUUGCAAAAGGCGAAAGCAGAGCUGAAGAUGAAUAAGGAGAGAGCCAUUGAAGCAGAAGUGGAGAUUGCAUUGUUGAAAUCUCAUCUUCAAGAAUAUAGGUUGGCUUACAAGAAUGGAUAUGACACUGAUCACUCUAAGGGUGGAGCUGAAGAGAGGAAUAGUGAGAAAAACAAUGACAAUAUUACUAUCUCGUUGGAAGAAUAUAACUACUUGGUUGAGAAAGGAAAUGAAAAAGGAAAUCAAAUAGAGUUAGCAUUGAUGAAAAAGGAGGUUGAAAAUGCAUCAUUGAAAAUUUCAGAGCUGAGGACUCGUGCAGAACAGGCUAUUAGCAGAGCCGAAUUAGCCGAGAACGGUAAAGCAGCAUUGGAGGAUAGAAUUAGGAGACACCGCGAACAUAGGCAGCGAAGGAAGGCUGCUCUGUCCGCGCUUCGGGAGGAAUCUACACCUAAACCAUUUACUCCUUCUACAUCACAUGGAACACCAAAAAUGUACCAUCCAUUAGGUAAGGUUCUCAAUAUGAAGCUGUAAAAGCUUUUAGUAAUAUAUACAUUUUUAAUGUGACUAAAACUAUGUGAGUUGUUGCCUGUCAAUUACAAUUAGUUUUAGUAUUGCUGUAAUAUUUAAUGUAUCUAGCGAUAGGGCCACCAGUUUUGUCUAUUUUGUAUUGCAUAUAUGUGUGUAUGUUUAUCUUAUUUGAAAACAAUUAAUGUUUAAGAAAGUAAUGUAUGAAAUGGACUAUGAAAGAGUUGAAAGA